This is a messenger RNA of Syzygium oleosum, 1652 nucleotides long. Its product is annotated as serine carboxypeptidase-like 40. NCBI's taxonomy places the organism in Eukaryota, Viridiplantae, Streptophyta, Magnoliopsida, Myrtales, Myrtaceae. The transcript is spliced from 7 exons. Gene Ontology annotation, biological process: proteolysis. Gene Ontology annotation, cellular component: vacuole. The coding region runs from base 22 to 1512 and encodes 496 amino acids. Gene Ontology annotation, molecular function: serine-type carboxypeptidase activity. The record is from RefSeq and is a predicted model, not a curated record.
CUCUCUCUCAGAGCAGAGAGAAUGGAGAGAAACCCUAAAGCUCGUUCUUCUCUUCUUCUCUUCUCUUUAUGUAUCUUGUCGUCGCUUGUUCACAUCCAUGGAAAGAAGCAAGGAGACCCUCUUGAUUCUCUAUACAAAGCGAAGUCCAAGAAGUCUGGUACUGACAUGAGCCUUUUUCAGGCGAGCGACUACCAUGAAAUUCUCAAUUCUAGGAUUUAUCGUCAAGAAGGACUUAAGGAGAAAGAUAAGAUCCAAAGGUUGACUGGACAACCGCCGGUCGAAUUCGAUCAUUAUGGUGGUUAUGUCACCGUCGAUGAAUCAGCCGGUCGAGCCUUUUAUUAUUAUUUUGCCGAAGCGGGGCGAAAGAAAGACUCGAUGCCGCUUCUUCUAUGGUUUAACGGAGGGCCCGGUUGCUCAUCCCUCGCCUAUGGAGCAAUGCAGGAACACGGACCGUUCCGAGUCUAUAGCGACGGGAAGACUCUCUACAGAAAUAAAUUUGCAUGGAAUACAGCUGCGAACGUGUUGUUCCUAGAGUUUCCGGUUGGUGUUGGUUUUUCUUAUUCUAACACAACGUCGGACUAUAGAACAAACGGAGACAGCAAAACAGCUGUGGACAAUUAUGUAUUCUUGUUAAAUUGGCUGGAGAGGUUUCCCGAGUACAAGAACCGGGAUUUCUACAUUGCAGGCGAGAGCUACGCUGGUCAUUUCGUACCUCAGCUCGCUCACAACAUCCUAUUCAACAACAAGAAGGCAAACAAGACCCUUAUCAACCUCAAAGGGAUUAUAAUUGGAAACGCAGUUCUCAACGACGAGACAGACAACAGAGGGAUGUAUGAGUACUUCGCUACGCAUGCAUUGAUAUCCCAAGAAACAUGGAAUGCAAUUCAAAAGUAUUGCAACUUUUCACUAAAGGCCAGCGAUAGAGGAAGCCAAUGCCUUUCGGCUACGUCGCAGGCGGAUGGUGAUGUUUCUUACAUUAACAUUUACGACAUCUACGCCCCUCCGUGCUUCUCUUCCAACCUGACUGCCCAUCCCAAGAAGACCGACAUCAUGGACUUCGACCCGUGUGAAGACUACUACGUGCAUGCGUACAUGAACAGAGAAGAUGUGCAAGAGGCACUUCAUGCCAACGUGACGAAGCUCGAUUACGACUGGGAAGCCUGCAGCGAUGUUAUCCAGGGCUGGGAGUGGGGCCCUUCCACCGUCCUCCCUCUCCUCCAAGAAUUCAUGUCCAAUGGGCUCCGCGUUUGGGUGUUCAGCGGGGAUACGGAUGCAAGAGUGCCGGUGACAUCGACCCAGAGGUCUCUUAGCAAGAUGAGCCUCCGCACAAAGAGUCCAUGGCGUCCUUGGUUCCUCGGGGGCGAGGUCGGAGGGUACGUGCAAGUGUACGAGGGAGACCUGACGUUUGCGACGGUGCGAGGAGCGGGGCAUCAGGUGCCGAGCUAUCAGCCCAAGAGAGCUCUCUCUCUCAUCUCUCACUUCCUUGCUGGCUCUCCACUCCCACCAAAAUAAGACCCUUUCAAGUGCUUGAAGAUGAUGGAUUAAUGCUUGAGGACUCGCUUUUGUCUCCGUUAUUUUUCUCUUUCUUGGGUAAUUCACAUGGGCGCAUAUGUAAUUCUUCAGUUAUUUAGGAAUUCAAGAACUUCAUUAUU